GCGAGUGUGUGUAAGAAAUUAGUAGUCUAGAAGAAAAUCCGCUGAUAGAACAAGUAAAUGAAUCAUGUGGUCCGCUCGUUUCGUAGUUUUCGCACCGUGAUGCGAAAAGGAGACGGAAUUCAUAAUCGAGGAUUCGAAACUAAAGCUUUUAGCUUUUACAUUCGACAAAAAUGACCGAACAGCGAUCCAGUUCAAGUUGUUGUACAGAUUCUGGCCGCUGCUCGGCUGGAUUUCCAUGACGUCGCUGUCGUUGGUCGAGUGAUUGGCGCUGGAGCGGCGUCUCGAGGUUGUGUUGGCCCAGUAGGAAGUGGACGCGGAAGAGGUCAGAUCGAGCUGAGAAGACGUGGAAGUGCCGAAGAACCACGACGACGGGUGAAACGAACUUCCAGAGUUGCGACCCUUCCACUAAAAUGCGCACAAAGAUGUGGGAGUGGGCGUACGUCGGCAUCAACGCUUCGUUGCCCGGGGAUGGCGGCCCUGAGUGUGCAGCUUACCUCAGCAAAAGGGUCAUUUGGGUCGAGACAGUUUACACGAGCAUCCUCGCGUCCCUGCUGAUCGCAUGGGGUUGGCGCCACGUGACCUUUUGCCAACCGCCCGACUACAAAGCGCCUAUGCCUCACCGUCCAGUCUACACGCAACGGCAGCUGCAGACCAAGACCUACCUUUUGCUGGCCUACAGCUUCAUUUGGGGCGUCGAGGUCGGCUUCAAGUUUGCCUCGCAAACUGUCCUGUACCUUUUCAACCCUUGUCACAUCGUGACCAUGAUGCAGUUGUACCUUUUGGCCGCACCUCCAAGUAAAACUGCAAGUGGAUGGUUUCGUCUCCACCUAAACUACCUUAACGGUGCCAUCCUGGCUUUUGUUUUUCCUGUUACAGACUCAAGACAGCUACCUUUUGAGACUGUGACAUAUUGGUUGCAACACUCAAUGAUGCUCAUUGUACCUGCUUAUCUCAUCAAAAUGAAAGGCGUUUACACAGUCGAGUCUGUCCGUGAUUUCAGCUGGAACGCCUUGGCCUACGGUUUCAUUUUAUUUUACCACUUUAUCGUCCUUAAUUUUGUUGGAAGACCAUUUGAAGUGAAUUUGAACCACAUGCUAUGUCCCUUGCCGGCCGACCCUUUCAAUGGGCAAUGGUACCGGUCGGCAGCUGUUGUCCACGAAGCUCUCCUCUGCCCCCUGUGCAGCAAGAUGAUGUGCCUUUACCAGGACUUCAUAAAUAAGGGAGACAUUUAUGAAAUCGAGAGUGCCAAAGACAAGAAUCAAACUGCGGAAAAGUCUCGUUGCGGAAGAGCGCCUGGAGAGAACGGGUCAGCAACUCGGAAACUCUCGCAUGUGGAGUAAGAGCUGCAAGCUGUGGCUCAAAUGAUCUCACUUUCAUUGGGAAAAGCGCUCAGUGGAUGAAAACCACAGCUAUUACUCAAGUGUUAAUUAAUUUAUUGACUGCGAAACGGUAACUUUGUAGAACGGCCUUAAGCGCAAAGUCUGUCAAGUUGGCAUGUUGUAGGUUUGCCAAGGGAAUUUUAAAAAUAUGUAAUAUGAUUUAGUCAUUUUUUUAGUGUGUAAAAUCGGCUUUAGAUUCACGUAUUGUUAAAAAGAAAAACUCAUCGGAGGUUGUGACCAAAUUUUAAUUCGAGCGAUGCAGAGAGAUUAGCUCAGUUGAAGCACUUCUCAUGGUAGAAUCUUCGCCUGGUGCGUUAGGUGCUGGAAAAUGUGUGAAUUCAUUUCUUACCGUAAGGCGACGUAAAAAAUCAAAUUGUUGAAUAUCUUGUAGCGAAAAUUGUACGAAAAUAACCUUGCAUGUGACUUGUAUCAAAUCAUGAAGGCAGAGAAGAGUGGAAUAUUUACAAUUUUACAUAAAUCGUGGCCUCUCUUAUAUAGAAAUGUAAUGUGAUAGGAUUGCGAUUUGAUAUAGUUGAGAUCUAAUAUGAAAUGGCAAAGUUGCGAUUUGAUUAUUUGUUGCUCAUCAGAUGAGCUGCAUAUAUACUUGUUACAUUAGACGUAUCAAAAAAGUUGAGAUUGACAAAUUUCUGAAAAUUGGUUGGCUUUGAAAAAAAUGUGUUGAUUUAGAACAUUUUGCAAUAAUUAAAAUCAAAUAGGAAAGAUUCUGAAAGGCUCUGUUGUAAAGAGCCAACAAAUUUUAUUGCAUCCAAUUUCUACCAAAGUUGAAGACCAAAGAGGUAGCCGUGAAUAUAAUAAUGCAAAAAUGAAUUCUACGAUAAACUUUGGAUAGUCUGAGAAUUCCGUCAUAGUCACAAGCAAAUGACUUUAGUCUGCCAUUUUGCUUAUAAUAUGUCAGUUUUUUUUCUUCAUUUUGAAAUACAUUUUGUGAUAUUAAUUUAUGCACUCAUUAGCAUACUUUGUGCCAUUGUUAUACUUGCAAGUUUCUUUCCUUCCAUGCUGUAGUUCAUUUGUCAUUUGAUUCCAAAUAUGGAGACAAUACAAUUUAUACCUUCAAAUUCUAUAUCUACCCCUACAUUCGCAUUAAGCUGUGAUUUAAACAUUAUAUUAUAGGGGAUAAGUAUAUCAAAAUGUUGCUUAUAUUUAAAAAAAAAAAAUGACAGUUAAACAAUGAAAAAAGUCUCGAGUUGAAUAGAAAUAUAGCAUAUAAUAUAAAUUAUAUUAGAUGCUCAUAACUUUGAGCAGUUUCUUUGUUCACCUUGUAUAGAAGACCAUUACUAGUCUUUCAAAACUGUGUAACUCAAUUAUCAUCAAAUUAUUAUUUAGAUCUUGUCUCUCAAUAAAUCAAUAAAAAAAAAUGCCAUUUUCAUAGCCACUCUGGUAUUUUUUUUUUU
Molecule: messenger RNA, 2791 nt
Organism: Neocloeon triangulifer
Lineage: Eukaryota; Metazoa; Arthropoda; Insecta; Ephemeroptera; Baetidae
Product: transmembrane protein 164
Exons: 9
Coding region: 411-1340 (309 amino acids)
Source: RefSeq, a predicted model, not a curated record